AUGGACACACCUCCCUCACCACCACCACCACCCUCGAAACCGCAACCGCCAACACAAUCCAGCCACCGGACCGCCGAAUCCAUCCCUCUCAACUCGCCCCUCCGAACCCACCCCAAACGAGGCCUCCCUCCCACAUUCGCCUCCACCUACCCCCACGGCCACAUCUCCGGCCACCCCCGCACCGCUGAGCAACAAGCCGCCUUCGACGCCCGCAAAGCGGAGAUCCUGCGGACGAUGGGCAGGCAGGAUAUCGAAAAGGCAUACGAGGAUGUGGUGUGCAGGAUCCGGGAGGAGCUGGAGGAGAGCGAGAGGCGGGGCGGGGAGGUGGAGAGUGAGAUGGAGAAGUUGAGGAUGGAGAGGGAGAUGGAGCGGCGGGUUUGGGGGAAGUUGAGGGGGAUGAAGGAGAGUGGGGGUUGA
Letharia columbiana is the source of this 417-nucleotide messenger RNA. RefSeq lists its product as uncharacterized. Bases 1 to 417 code for a protein of 138 amino acids. Lineage: Eukaryota; Fungi; Ascomycota; Lecanoromycetes; Lecanorales; Parmeliaceae. The transcript has a single exon. The record is from RefSeq and is a predicted model, not a curated record.